Anoplopoma fimbria (sablefish) is the source of this 1464-nucleotide messenger RNA. RefSeq names its product probable gluconokinase. The transcript is spliced from 5 exons. Lineage: Eukaryota; Metazoa; Chordata; Actinopteri; Perciformes; Anoplopomatidae. The record is from RefSeq and is a predicted model, not a curated record. Gene Ontology annotation, molecular function: gluconokinase activity. Bases 393 to 974 code for a protein of 193 amino acids. Gene Ontology annotation, cellular component: cytoplasm.
AACCAACGUUCGUUGUCAGGAAGUAGCAUAUUUUAUUUAUCGUAGACGUUGGCAAAUGUUUUUUCUUUGCUAACGCGAAGUAUGCAAGUUCUUAUUGUUUUGAGAUGUUAAGAAGAAAUAAUGAAAUAUGCUAAGUGGUAGGCCACACCUGUGCAGGGGUUUGGUAUUAAUUAAAGACUGUUACCAUGAGUAACUGUAUGAUCCACUGCCAUUACAUAACGCUACGGAAGCCCCACCAGCUCAUUAUAACAGUCCAGUCUAUGGUUAGCGGUACAUUACACGAGCGCGUUUCUACAGUGGAGAUGUUCACAUGUGUAAGAGUUGACCAAGUUAAACCAAACUGUUAUGAAGGGAUUUCUCUGGCUUCAGGUGUGUGAAGAUCCACAGACAGGAUGAUCUACAUCAUCAUGGGAGUCUCGGGCUGCGGAAAAAGCAGCUUCGGUGCCUCUCUAUCAGAAAAGCUGGGCUGGCCCCUACACGAAGGGGAUCACUUCCACCCACAGGGGAACAUUGAGAAGAUGGCUCGUGGUGAACCGCUCACAGACCAGGACAGAUUGCCUUGGCUUCUCAAACUACAUGAAGUCAUUGAGAGAGAAAGGUGUUCACGCUCUGAUGCUCUCGUGGCGUGCUCCGCUUUGAAACGCCUGUACAGACAGAUCCUGCUCUUUGGCUCCAAAGCCCUUGAUUCCUCCUCUGGUCCAGACCAAGAGAUCCUGCCUCCAACCCCUCCCGAUGUCUUUUUUCUCUUCCUACACGGCGACUAUGAUCUCAUUCAGCAGAGGAUGGUGGCCCGGAGGGGACACUACAUGAAGGCAGACCUGCUGCGAUCCCAGUUUGACGCUUUAGAGCCUCCUUUGGAUGAGGAGAAUGUGUUGCCUUUGGACAUAAGGAGGAGCUUCACUGACAUGGCCAUGGAGGUCCAGAAGCACAUCGCUCUCCUCAAGUCGUCAGCAUUAACCACAGUCCAUAUUUAGUUCAUGACUUAGAAUAAAGAACAGUUUAUUGCUUGUGCAGCAGUUGGAGGGUUGGUUUUAUCUACUCAUUAGUGAUUGAUUAGAGAAUCUUUAUGAUCCUGUGGUGAAAACAUUCUUUUAUGAACCUCCAGUAGUAUGCCACACAGAAAAAGGCUAGAAAUUCACACGAUCAGUUAAAUGUAGUGUGAAUAUUAACUGUUUUUGACGUAUGAAGGGUGAUUUUUUUCAAUCAAAAGAUCUUUUGACUGCACAGAAAGCAUGUUAUGAAGGACAAAUGCCUUCAGCACAUGUUGACUUACAAAAGAACAACAAGAAAAGCUUUUUUAAAUGUUUUUUAUACAGAAAAUGAACCAAACCAAAGGAUUUUACAGAUCAGAUCAUAUUUUUUGACAGACAUGCAACAUUUACAGGACAAAUUUGGCCUUUUUUGGCUUUGUAGUCACUGUAGUGGGUUGAUUCAGAACGGAAUUUUGAAAAUAAAAUCAACUGA